Molecule: messenger RNA, 1023 nt
Organism: Phyllostomus hastatus (greater spear-nosed bat)
Lineage: Eukaryota; Metazoa; Chordata; Mammalia; Chiroptera; Phyllostomidae
Gene: FCN3
Product: ficolin 3
Exons: 8
Coding region: 6-899 (297 amino acids)
Source: RefSeq, a predicted model, not a curated record
GCAAGAUGGGCCUUCUGUGGACACCACUCUCCCUUCUUCUCCUCUUGCUCAGGGAGCCUGCCUGUUUGAGGACUGAGGACCAACCCAGCUGUCCAGAACCCAGGCAACUGGAAGCCAGCAAAAUUGUCGUCCUGCCCAGCUGUCCCGGAGCCCCAGGAAGUCCUGGGGAGAAAGGAAGUCCAGGUCCUCAAGGGCACCCUGGACCACCGGGCAAGAUGGGCCCCAAGGGUGAGUCAGGAGACCCAGCGAACCUGCUCCGGUGCGGGGAAGGCCCCAGGAGCUGCCAGGAGCUGCUGCGCCAGGGUGCCACCCUGAGUGGCUGGUACCAUCUGUGCCUACCAGAAGGCAGAGCCCUCCCAGUUUUUUGUGACAUGGACACCCGAGGGGGUGGAUGGCUGAGGCGACAGGAUGGUUCUGUGGAUUUUUUCCGCUCUUGGUCCUCCUACAAAGCAGGUUUCGGGAGUCAGGAGUCCGAAUUCUGGCUGGGUAAUGAGAAUUUGCACCAGCUGACUCUCCAGGGUACCUGGGAGCUUUGCGUGGAGCUGGAGGACUUUAAUGGCAACCACACCUUUGCCCACUACAAGUCCUUCCGCCUCCUUGGGGAGGCGGACCACUACCAGCUGGUGCUGGGCAAGUUCUUAGAGGGCACUGCAGGGGACUCCCUGAGCUAUCACAAUGGGAAGUCUUUCAGCACCUACGAUGCUGACCAUGAUGCAAACAGCGGGGGCAACUGCGCGGUGGUGGUCCACGGUGCGUGGUGGUACGGAUCCUGCUACCGGUCCAAUCUCAACGGGCACUAUGCCAUGUCCCUCACCGCUGCCCACAAGUACGGCAUUGACUGGGCCUCGGGCCUCGGCGUGGGCCACCCGUACCGCAGGGUCCGCAUCAUGCUUCGCUAGGGCACGCUGGCAGCCAGAGCCCUUAUCUCUGCUGCACAGCUUCCGGACCCUCGGCUCCCCCUCCCCAUCGCUAACUGCCUCUGUUCUGCUGUCCGCUUUUAAAAAUAAAAUCAUUUUAACCCUU